Messenger RNA from Homalodisca vitripennis (glassy-winged sharpshooter), 3217 nucleotides. RefSeq names its product kinesin-like protein KIF19 (gene Kif19A). Bases 287 to 2404 code for a protein of 705 amino acids. Gene Ontology annotation, biological process: microtubule-based movement. Lineage: Eukaryota; Metazoa; Arthropoda; Insecta; Hemiptera; Cicadellidae. Gene Ontology annotation, molecular function: microtubule binding; ATP binding; microtubule motor activity. The record is from RefSeq and is a predicted model, not a curated record. The transcript has 17 exons.
GGUACGGUCAGUGCUGGUCUCAUUGUUAGUUAAGUUGUGCGUGGAUCGCUCGUGCUAACGAAUUUAAUUUCCGUAUAAAUACAUUCAAUUAAGGAGAUAAUAGUGCUUUGGAAUUUCACUCAGAACCUCAUCCUUGAAAGUGAUUUACCCAGUGUUUAUAACGUUAAUUAAAUGAAAUAAAUAAAAAUGGACUUAAGAGCGAACCCUGCGGACGUCAAUGACCAAAUUUUAUAUAGGGGACUGAGCUAUACAUUCUUAGGAGUACAUAGACAAGGAGUGUAACUAAAUGGAAGUUUCCUCGAGUUACUACGCCUCCUCCUCUUCGUCUGAGUUCCCGGAUGACGACCCAGAGGCGGAGUCCCCCGUCAAAAGCCUGGAGGAAAAGCUUCUGGUGGCUGUAAGAGUGCGUCCACAUAGAGACGGGGAGGGAGACAGAAGUUUGCAUUGUGUCGAUGAAAAGACUAUCCUGGUGGAGGAGGACAAGAACGAUGUACUGAGACAGAAGCGUAGCAGUGAGAGGAAGUAUGUCUUUGACAUGGCUUUCGGGGAGGAUUCCACCCAGGAGCAGGUGUAUGUGGCGACUACGAGGGGUCUGGUGCGGGAUGUGUUGCGAGGCUACAACGCUACUGUGUUCGCCUACGGGGCAACUGGGGCCGGCAAGACUCACACCAUGGUCGGCAGUAGCCAGGAGCCUGGUAUCAUGGUGCGAGCCCUCAACGAUCUUUUCCACACAAUCGAUAAGCAAGGCCACGACUAUUCGGUGUCACUCUCUUACUUGGAGAUUUACAACGAGAACAUUCGCGACCUUCUAAAUCCAUCUUCUGGAGCUCUAGAGCUCAGAGAUGACUCUCGAGGGAGGAACAUCGUGGUGGCGGGGCUGACCGAGAUCACAGCCAACUCUACACAGGAGGUGAUGGCUCUACUGCAGAGAGGGAACAAAUCGCGCACAGUGGAGCCCACGGCAGCCAAUCAGACGUCCUCCAGGAGUCACGCACUGCUGUCGGUUACCGUCCGAAAGAGUUCUCAAGCCCGCGACAAGUAUCGGACAAGAAUGCGCCAAGGAAGACUCUACAUGUUGGAUCUGGCUGGGUCCGAAAGAGCAUCACAAACUAAAAACCGAGGUAAGCGACUACUAGAAGGUGCCCACAUCAAUCGGUCUCUCCUGGCCUUGGGGAAUGUCAUCAACUCCUUGAGUGGCAGCGGGGGUGGCAGAUAUGUCAACUACAGAGACAGCAAACUUACCAGAUUGCUGCGAGAGGCUCUGAGUGGAAACUGCCGUACAGUGAUGGUGGCCCACGUCAGCCCUGCUGCUGUCCACAGAGAGGAGACCCGCAAUACGCUGACGUACGCUGCACGGGCUUGCGGUAUCAGCCACAGCAAGGUGGAGCGGAAUGUUCUGGAUGUCUCAUUCCACGUGUCACAGUACCGUAACAUCAUCCAGGACCUGCGAGGGGAGAUCACCCGUCUCAAGGAUAAACUGGGGGAGGACCGACCCGUGUCUGGAGCAAUCAACAGGAACACUGCAGCCAGUCAGGCUAAACAGCUGAGAGAGAUGAUCGUGGCCACCUUCCGGGAUCAGAUGAAACUACGGAGGAGACUGAUGGAUAUAGACGGACAUCUCCUAUCUUUGGGUGUAGAGGCUGAGAGACAACACCAAAUUAUCAGCCAAUGGGAGUCAAGAAGCAACAAAUUAUAUCAUCGGAAGUCCAGACCUGGUACAGACCAGUCGGAGACAAACGGGAACAUCCAAGAUCCAUGGAACGAGGUGAACAUGCACCAAGCCUGGUCAGAACUGAGCUACAUAGAGAGAGAACAGGAGAGGUAUAUGGCACUCAGGUCAGCCACCCUCAGGGAGUUAGAGCAGUGUCGCCAACGAGCAGUACAGCUGGAGAAUGACUUGCCCUCCAGGUUGGACUCGGACACUGAACGUGAGUUACUCUCUCUGCUGUGUCGAGUUCAUGAGUUAGAGGCAGACAAAAUGGCUCUACAAGGAGAGCGACUCGUCGAAACUCAUGAGCUACGGAGACGAGGAGAGCUGAUACAAAAAUAUAACCGGCAACAAAAGAUUACUGAUGAUAUAAUAACAAGGCAACGGCAAAUAAUGGAAGAGGUAAAGGUGGUUCUCCCAAAUGAUCUCCAGGACUUGUAUAAUCUCUACCAGCAAGAAAUCCAUGCGACUACGAUAAACCCUGGGUUUGAUAGUCUUCCCCCCAUUAACAGAGAAAGCCUAUUUGACAGAUCUAGAACAGGUACAGCAGCUGAGAAUGAUUUGUCUCUUCAAACACCUACCAGUAACUCAACAUCAGGGGGUGAAUGGGAGCCCCUCCCUCCACUACAGGCCAGAGACCCUGCUCCACCCCCCAGACCUCUAGAGACCCCAUCUCUCCCUCCUCUAAGACCCUGACGAGGGGGUCGGGGCAAGGGGAUCACCUAGACUCCAACACCCAUAGAGAUUCUGAUCUGAGCAUUCUCCAAAUGUUUUAUCAACAGUGGAUAAAAACAACAAAAGGAUGUGUACUUUUUAGAGGUUUUACGAAUAUUCAACAUCUACCUCAUUCUAAUACUGUUUAGCCUACAACAAAUAAUGUCUAUGGAAAUUUCUUUCUGACCAUGUGCAGUAUUGAAUAUCCAAUUUAAAACAGAAGAUCAUAAUGCAUCAACAGACCAAUCUGUAAGUUGCUGCUUAUAUAGUUGGAUUAACCACAAUAAAGAAUUCAAAUAAAUUUAAGAUAACACUACUUAUUUAUAUGCUAUUAUAAUUGGCAUGUUUAAAAUAAAGAAAGAAAGGGAUUCUACUUAAACAAUUAAAUUUACAGUCUAUUACUCAGAUUUGCUACAAGUUCCAUGCUCUGUGUCACCACUGAAAUAAUCACAACUAUUUCAGGUUGUUGUCUUGAAAUGGUCCUAAAAGAAAAACAUAUUUAAAGUGUCAGUGAAAGUAAGUAUGUGCUGCCAACUCGGUGUGUACAGUAAGAUAAUUCUCAAUAUUUCAGACAAUGUCUAGCCACCAUAUUAAAGUCUUUAAAUUUCUUGUAUACUAGGUAUUGAAGACAGCAUGUGUAAUAUGAAGCUUUACAUAUACAAAUAUGACAGUGUCCAAAUAUGGCAUAUCCAAAUACAACAAUACAGUAAUUUAAUCAAAAUAAAUCUUCCUAAGCUUUACAUCUUAUAAGAUUAGUGUACUGUCAAUUUUAAUAUAAUAAAUCAAAUGAAGUUC